GGAGUUCACCCGCAGCGCAGGAUCGGCCGGACUGCGACCGUUUGGAGUUUGCCCAGUCGUAUGGACCACAAACUAGGAUAAAGACUAUCAAAACCAAGCGUUAUGACAGAAGGAGUGGGCUGACCUGGGAGAGUUUUAUCCCUGCAAUCCAGCGACUGUAAAAAUUACAAUAAAACCAUUAGGAGGCAAAGAUUUGUUGGAUAUCAGAUCGUGCCAGUGGAGGUUAUUCCUGAUUAGCAAACUAGUCAUCUAUUAUUCUACAAGUUUGCGUGUGUUUGCAUUGGCUUACAUGAGCUUGUUUAUCAGGGUGUGUCUUUAUAGAUGUGUCCAGGUAGGUUAAAAUGGCUUUGUGGGGUUUAAAAGCAGGUGUGCAUUAGUCGGCGCUCCCUCAGAAUGGGAGAUGAGAGCAGCCAUCUCAUUUGCUGAUCAGAUCACGGACAGAUUAUCAGCCUAAAUGAGCAUUAGAAGAAGUCGAGCUCUGAGGUGUCUGAAUAGCUUGUUCUGAACAGUCUUAGCAUGUGUGAAUACAGCGAAGAACUGGUGGGAAAAGAAGCAAGAAGGCAACUAUUGAUGGUGGACUUUAUUCCAAACUGGUUAGUCCCUUCUUUUUGGACUUCAGUUUGACAGAAUCUCACCACUACACAAGCGCAGCACAGUAGAGCUGAUAUCACAACUGUAACUUCAACCAGAAGAUAGUGUUCUCUGCUUGCACUGAUACUGAAACGGGAUCACUCCAUCUCUGAUUCUGACUGAACGUGUUGGUGGACCCAUUUGUGAUUCUAUUAGUCAGCGCCACCAUGUAUGUUCUGUGCACACUGGUGUUGCUGUCUCUCCACAACCUGUUUAGGAGACCCAGGGUCUUGGAACCCUCUGAACCCAAGGCUAUCGAGGGUCCUGAGCAGCACAGACCAGAUGUCGCCAAACUGCGACGCAAGAAGAGGAACAAGCACACCUUGCAUGAAGGUUCUGGACCACUAGAGUCCUCAAGGGUCCAUGACUUUGAAAGAUGCCUGGAUGGACCCAGUAGAGCAAGUAAAAGAAGAUCCGUGCACCUGGAUAAUGUGCACAAGAGGAAGAAGAGAGCACAGCCGGUCCAGCAGUGUGUUCUGCUCGGCCCCGUGGUCAUGUACGGCACACGAAAGACCUGGGACGUCAGCCACACCCCCUGCCUGCAGGAGCUCUGGAACAAAGACCUCUCAUUGGAUGCGAGUUCCCUGGAUAUCUUGAUGAGUGAUGGUGAGGAGGAGAGCUCCUUCCUCUCGUUGCCCAACUCUGUCCUUCAGCGCCACUGUUUGACCUCUGACCUCUCUGAAACGGCCACCUCAGAACAGCAGCAGCUGCUCAUACAGACACUGCAAGAGAGAGUCUGUGAGUUCCAGGCACAUCUGCGCAGUGAAGACUCUGCCAAAAGACUCCUACUACAGCGACUGCAGACACACAACCACCAGCUCAACAAAGACAACCACCAGAACGAGGAACAUUCAUCCAUUAACCAAGAACCUCAAGAGCAGCCCAGACUGCAGGACAGCCAGCUCAACCAAACUGUGUCACCUACAGGUGGGAGGAGCUCUAGUGUUUUGACACAGAGGCCUGUGGAUUUCCCCAGCGCUGUACAAGUGAGUAAAGUUCACUCACAGGAGCAACUGCAAAAAGACGAGGGAGAACAACUCGCUCUCAUUGCAGGGCUGCGCACACAGGUCAGGGAGCUGGAGGAGAAACUAGUGGAUCAGACGCAGGAGGUGGAGAGACUGUGCUCUGAGCUGGGGGCGACAGAUCUGGAGAAACAGCUCGAGGUGCUGGAGAGUGAAAACCAGUGGCUCAAACAGGAGCUGAGGGCCAGUCAGACCCAGACCACCUGCUCUACCGGCCACUGCCACCACAGCCAGGAUGUGCAGGCCCUGCGUGGAGAGCUGUGUCGUAAGGAUGAGGAGUGCCGCGAGCAGGAGCGGCGACUGGCUGCGCUGGAGCAGCAGGUGCAGGAGAGGACAGGUGUGGUAGUUCAGCUGCAGCAGCAGCUGGAAGUGGCGUCACGUCUCAGGAGCCAGAGCGAGGAGCAGCUGACCUCACGGCUUCGUGAUGGUGAGGAGGCUCUGUCUCGCCAGGCUGCUCUGCCGCUGCAGGUUAAGUAUGUGACCAAGACGGUUGAAGUGGAGUCGGCUCAGUGUAAGCAGGCUUUAAUGGAGGCUCAGGCCCAUAACCAGGCGCUGCAGGAGCAGCUGAGUGUUCAGAGGCAGCUCCUCAGGGAGCUGGAACAGCAGCUCCACGAGUCCCAGAGAAGCAGCAGUCAGCUCCGCCAGCAGCUGAGGACGGACCGCAGCCGUCUGUAUGGUCUGCUCUCCAAGGCGGUGGGUGGGGGUAACGCCGAGGUCACCCACAGGCUAUCCAAGAUCCUGGUGUAUGAGGGUGAGAUGGAGAGAGCGCAGGGUCAGCUGGAAGCAGAGAUGCAGAGUCUGGAGGAGGAGAAGAACCGAGUGAUCGAGGAAGCUUUCAUCAGAGCCGAGAGUGAGAUGAAGGCCGUCCACGAGAACCUAGCAGGUGUGCGGAUGAACCUCCUGACGCUGCAGCCGGCUCUGAGAACCCUCACCUGUGAUUACAACUGUCUGAAGAGACAGGUGCAGGACUUCCCUUACAUGCUGGAGAAAGCCAUCACCGAGGCGAAGCAGGAGAUCUGUCAGGUGAUUGGAGAGGUGAGCAGUGCAAACCAAGAGCUGCUGCGCAAAUACAAGCAGGAGAUGAACCUGAGGAAGAAAUGUCACAAUGAACUGGUGCGUCUCAAAGGAAACAUUCGUGUGUUGUGCCGAGUACGUCCCAUAUGUGCUGGAGAAACAGAUGCUGCUGACACCAAAAACAUAGUGACCUUUGACCCUGAUGAUGAUGCUGUUCUCUACUUGUCCAAUAAGGGCAAGCUCAUGACCUUUGAACUUGACAAAGUCUUUCCCACUCAGGCCACUCAGGAGGAGGUGUUCCAGGAAGUGCAGUCUCUGGUCACUUCCUGUAUUGAUGGCUUUAACGUAUGCAUCUUUGCCUAUGGGCAGACCGGCUCUGGAAAGACCUAUACUAUGGAGGGUGUCUCUGAAGACCCUGGCAUUAACCAGCGUGCUCUGCGGCUGCUCUUCUCUGAAGUGUCGGCGAAAAAGCCCGACUGGGACUAUAAGAUCACCGUCAGCAUGGUGGAAAUCUACAAUGAGACACUUCGGAACCUGUUGGGUGACAAUCCCAAUGAGAAGCUGGAUAUAAAGAUGUGUCCAGAUGGCAGUGGACAGCUGUAUGUGCCAGGACUCACAGAGUUCACCGUGGAGAGCGUGGAGGACAUUAACAAGGUGUUUGACCUGGGUCACAUGAACAGGGCGACAGCGUGCACUAAUCUAAACGAGCACAGCUCUCGCUCUCACGCUCUCCUUAUCGUCACAGUGGCGGUUUCAACUCUUCCGGGUUUUAACUCUUCCACGGGCCACCGUACCUCAGGUAAGCUCAAUCUGGUGGAUCUGGCUGGUUCCGAGCGGAUUACCAAAUCCGGCGCCGAGGGCAGUCGUCUGCGCGAGGCUCAGUGUAUCAACAAAUCACUGUCUGCGCUGGGCGACGUCAUCAACGCCCUGCGCUCCAAACACUCGCACGUGCCCUUCAGGAACUCGCGUCUCACGUACCUGCUGCAGGACUCGCUCAGCGGAGACAGCAAGACCCUCAUGAUGGUGCAGGUGUCUCCUCUAGAGAGUAACGCCAGUGAGUCGGUUUGCUCUCUGAAGUUUGCUCAGCGUGUUCGGACUGUUGAGAUCGGGCCCUCGUCUUCCUCACGCCGCCAAGCAGAGAACUCCUCUACAUCCUCCUCUCCAACUCAUGACAGCGUGGAGCUGGAUUCUCCGCCCGUGACCCCUGUGCCGCUCCCCAUCUCAAGGGCUAGCAGUGCAAGUUCAACCCUCUCCUCCACCUCUAAAACCCCCACAACCCGACGGAGGUCCCACAGUCAGCUGUCCACAGAUAGACAGGUAGAAAGAAGAAGCCCAUUGGUUGGGGACGGUGGGCAGGACGAACGAAGUUGACGGCGUGAGGAAAACCUCUUGACCAAUCAGCUCCUUUCUUGAAUGAACCAAUGGAAGACUUUGAUUGCUGCAGGGGAGGAGCUUAACCGGCAAAUCAGGGUUGAUGUUGGGAACUGUGAUGACUGAAGUGACGUUCCUUUCGAUUGGAAUGACUGACGUAAUUUUACAGUGACAUACGUGAUUGAAACCGAUCAACACUCCCGCUGACCUCUCGACAACACCUGCUGCCUCAGGACGAGAAGACCCUUCUGUUAUGGCAAAGUAUUUCUGGGCAAUAAUGCACUUUAGUCUAGUCUAGGCUGUCAUUUGUAAUGUGUUACGUAAAUGCGAUUGAUUUCUAGAAGCUUGAAUGUACGUGUAUGUAUAUAUUCGUGUGUCUGAGCAAGAUUUAAAUUUUUAUUCCUUGAUCUUGAAGAGAUCUUGCUUUUCUUUUUCUUUUUUUUUCUGCAAGAACAAGUACAAAUUUCACACCCCAUAAGCUUUGAACAAUUCUGUGUUUCAUAGUGGCAAUAUGAAAUAAUGCAAAUGUUCAAAUCUCAGUAGCAUUUUGUGUUUUUUGUAUAUAGAAACUUGAAGGCCGUUGAAAGCCGGACCGUCUUCCUGAUCCAUGCAUGCAUUCAGCGCUCAUUCAUUUUAGGA
Messenger RNA from Sinocyclocheilus anshuiensis, 4676 nucleotides. RefSeq names its product kinesin-like protein KIFC3. Gene Ontology annotation, cellular component: microtubule cytoskeleton. NCBI's taxonomy places the organism in Eukaryota, Metazoa, Chordata, Actinopteri, Cypriniformes, Cyprinidae. Gene Ontology annotation, molecular function: microtubule binding; ATP binding; microtubule motor activity. The record is from RefSeq and is a predicted model, not a curated record. Gene Ontology annotation, biological process: microtubule-based movement.